Messenger RNA from Lolium rigidum, 1102 nucleotides. RefSeq names its product probable UDP-3-O-acyl-N-acetylglucosamine deacetylase 1, mitochondrial. The record is from RefSeq and is a predicted model, not a curated record. Lineage: Eukaryota; Viridiplantae; Streptophyta; Magnoliopsida; Poales; Poaceae. The transcript has 7 exons. Bases 6 to 953 code for a protein of 315 amino acids. Gene Ontology annotation, biological process: lipid A biosynthetic process.
CUGGCAUGUCCGCCGCCGCUCGAGGUCUCAAGUCCGUCUCCCGCGCCGCCCUCUCCUGGAAGCCGACGGGCCUGGCGCAGCAAACGCUGGCGGCGGCGGUGAGUAGGUCGGGUGUGGGGCUCCACUCAGGCAAGACCACUACCGCCACGCUGCUCCCUGCGCGCGCCGGCGAGGGUAGGUACUUCGUCGUCGAGGGGGAGGAUACGAGGGUGGCGGCGGAGGUGGGGAAUGCCGAGGGGCAGUCCCCGCUCUGCACCACGCUGCGGAGCGAAUGCGGCGUUGCGCGGGUGCGCACGGUGGAGCACCUGCUCUCGGCGAUGGAGGCCCUCGCCGUCGACAACUGCCGCGUCGAGGUCAGCAGCGGCGACGAGAUUCCUUUGCUUGAUGGAUCAGCGCAAGAGUGGGUAGAGGCCAUACGGGGCGCAGGUUUGUGUGCGGCCGAGGAUGUCAGUGGACAAAACUUGGAGAAAAUGGCGCCCAAAAUUGACGAGCCUGUUUACUUGCGGAAGGAUGAUUGCUUUGUAGCUGCAUUCCCUUCCUCGCAAAUCCACAUUACCUGUGGAAUUGAUUUUCCGAAGGCACCGGCAAUCGGUUCUCAAUGGUUCAAUACUUUCCUGGACGCUGAUAUAUACUCGACCAAGAUAGCUCCUGCAAGAACUUUCUGUAUAUUUGAAGAGGUGGAAAAAAUGCGUAGUGCUGGGCUUAUAAAAGGAGGAUCACUAGAAAAUGCUAUGGUUUGCAGUAUGACUGAUGGUUGGCUAAAUCCACCACUGCGUUUUGAGGAUGAACCUUGCCGCCACAAGAUUUUAGAUCUUAUAGGUGAUUUCUCACUUCUUGCACGGAAUGGCAGCCAGGGUUUUCCUAUUGCUCAUGUUGUUGCUUACAAGGCUGGCCAUGCCCUGCACACCAAGUUUCUGCAUCAUUUAUUGGGAAAGAUCACUGCGGACCAAUGAUUGCUUGGUUAGAAGUGCUGAAGCCUAUGGUGGGUGCUGUUUAUAUAUUGGUGAUAGUGGUACUCGAGGAAAAGAUAGUGGUAUGGACUAUGGAGAAGCUUAUCUCAGGAUAAUCAUCAUCCGAUGGCCCUCAUCCUAACUCACGGACA